Molecule: messenger RNA, 628 nt
Organism: Coffea eugenioides
Lineage: Eukaryota; Viridiplantae; Streptophyta; Magnoliopsida; Gentianales; Rubiaceae
Product: major pollen allergen Ole e 10
Exons: 4
Coding region: 52-393 (113 amino acids)
Source: RefSeq, a predicted model, not a curated record
CCUACAGGCCUUGACAGUCACUUUUCUUUCUGUUGCUGUUUCAAUACCAGUAUGGCUAAAGCAGCUAUCGCACUUUUCUUCCUGCUCUUGUCAUUGAUUUCAGUUUGCAAUUCAUCAAUUGUGAAUGGACAGAAAACUUGGUGCGUGGCUAAACCUUCAUCAGAUCAGGCAGCUCUAUUAAACAAUAUAAAUUACGCUUGCUCUCAGGUAGAUUGCAGGAUUCUGCAGAAGGGUUGCCCAUGUUCCUCUCCAGAUAGUCUCAUAAAUCAUGCUUCCAUAGCCAUGAAUCUCUAUUACCAAUCCAGGGGCAGGAACCAUUGGAAUUGCUAUUUUGGUAACUCUGGUCUCAUUGUCAUUUCUGAUCCAAGUUAUGGCAACUGCAUCUAUGAGUGAAAGUUGGGAAAUGACUGAGGAGGAAGAACACUAUAGUCGAUUCUUGUAAUGCUUUUGCUGCUAAUCAUGAAAAAUGUUUCAAGAACUUGAUUCAUUAUGUGAAAAGCACAGAGCCCAAUCAUUUCUGUGAUGAUUUAUUUAACUAAGCGAGAAAAAAAAAAGAGAGAGGAAAAGGGUCGACGAUUAUUAAUUUAUUAUUGCCUUGCAGUUAUGAGAACCAAAAUUUUAGUAGGCA